AUGACUCGUGGCGGUGAUGGCGGCUACUGGGCCGACGACACGCUACAUAUCCUUGGUGCCCGGCAUCUCGACUACUGCGCCGUCGUCACCGCGCUCAUUGAUAGACGCGCAGCCCCGUUGACGGCUCCCACAGACAAACAAACUGAGCCAACGCGCUGGCUUACUCCACUUCACUCACUACGCCUGCUUCUGUUGGUAUACGAGAACAACGAAAAUGCUGCCUACGACGACGACGGCGAUGAAUUCGCGGACUGGGAUAUUGGGGUGUUUUUGUUUGGAUAUGACCAAGGAGUCAUGUCGGGCCUCAUUACGGGUCCACAGUUCCUUGCGUUUUUCCAUAGGCUGAGUUCGUUCCAGCUUGGGACGAUGGUUGCUAUAUUGGAGAUUGGGGCUUUUUUGACUUCGAUCCUCGCCGGGCGUAUAGGAGACAGCAUCGGGAGGAGGAUGACUCUGUGUAGCGGUGCGGUGUUGUUUGCGUUAGGAGGUGCUAUUCAGACAUUCGCGAUGGGGUAUGAGAUUAUGCUUGUUGGGAGGAUAACGAGUGGGUUUGGUGUCGGGUUGUUAUCGACGAUUGUGCCGAUAUACCAGAGUGAGGUUUCACCGCCGACGCAUCGAGGCGCACUUGCGUGCAUGGAGUUUACGGGGAAUAUAUUCGGCUACGCUAUCUCAGUUUGGACAGAUUACUUCUGUUCUUUCAUAGACUCCAAUUUAUCAUGGCGAAUACCUCUGUUCGUUCAAGUCGUUAUUGGUCUCUUCCUUGCUGGCGGGUCAUUAUUCAUUCCAGAGAGCCCUCGAUGGCUCAUUGAUACUGGGAAAGAUGACGAAGGCAUGCGAGUACUUGCGGACCUUCAUGGCGGGGACCUUGAGGACCGUAUAGCGAAGGCGGAGUUCCGGGAGAUCAAGGAUAAGGUCAUGUCAGAGCGCCAUUCUGGUGACAAGAGAACUUACAAGGCGAUGUGGAAGCGAUACAAGCGGAGAGUGUUAUUAGCGAUGUCUUCACAGGCUUUUGCUCAACUGAAUGGGAUAAACGUUAUUUCAUAUUAUGCUCCUAGAGUGUUUGAAGAGGCUGGAUGGAUAGGCCGAGACGCAAUUCUUAUGACUGGGAUCAAUGCAAUUAUCUACCUUCUUAGCACAAUACCUACUUGGUACUUAGUGGAUAGAUGGGGACGUCGUGCUAUCCUUCUGUCUGGAGCAGUUGUCAUGGCUAUUGCGCUCACCGCGACUGGCUGGUGGAUGUGGAUUGACGUACCUGAGACACCAAAAGCAGUCGUCGCUUGUGUAAUCGUCUUCAACGCUGCGUUUGGAUAUAGCUGGGGACCUAUUCCUUGGCUAUACCCGCCAGAGAUCAUGCCAUUAAACGUGCGCGCUAAAGGUGUAUCGAUAUCAACCGCUACGAAUUGGGCCUUCAAUUAUGUGGUUGGCGAGAUGACACCUGUGCUGCAAGAAGCCAUUGAGUGGAGGCUGUACCCCAUGCAUGGAGCAUUUUGUGUUGCCAGCUUCUUCCUUGUGUUAUUCUUCUAUCCUGAAACGAAGGGCGUUCCUCUAGAAGAAAUGGACGCUGUGUUCGGAGAAGACGAUACCAAAGACUAUCCUAUGCAGGACGUUUCAGAACAGGUUGCACUCGUUGGUCGCGGUGAGCACGAGCAGGAUGACGACGAGGCAACACUAGCACCUCGGAAGUAUUCACAGGAGGACGACACUGAAAAUGGGACGUGGAAGGUUUACUCAACUUCUCGUUCAGGACAUCGCAGCGGACAUAGUAAUAGAGGCAGUUAUGCAUCACUAGUAGAUGAAGAGGCUUGA
This is a messenger RNA of Fomitiporia mediterranea MF3/22, 1803 nucleotides long. RefSeq lists its product as uncharacterized. Gene Ontology annotation, biological process: transmembrane transport; carbohydrate transport. The coding region runs from base 1 to 1803 and encodes 600 amino acids. Gene Ontology annotation, cellular component: membrane. The record is from RefSeq and is a predicted model, not a curated record. Gene Ontology annotation, molecular function: carbohydrate:proton symporter activity. NCBI's taxonomy places the organism in Eukaryota, Fungi, Basidiomycota, Agaricomycetes, Hymenochaetales, Hymenochaetaceae. The transcript is spliced from 24 exons.